CGUGUGCCAACGCUGGGAAAACGUCACGUAUACGAGCGUAAGGGGGAGCUGCAACCCUCGUAGGCAGGCCGUUUCCUUGGAAGAGGCGAAAGAACGACCAUCUUCAACUCGCAUAGCUAUUUCCGGCGGACCUAAUAAAGAAAAUGGCGGCAACUCGAAAACCAAAUGGCGCCCGGCUGGACGCCAACCAAGGCUUCACAAGAACACUGCUUCUUUGCAUGAUACUCCUUGUGCUCUGUGUCGAAACACUUGCACAAGGCUUCCCCCCCAUUUCGCUUCCACUUCCAACCAUUCUAAUCCCCACACUCCCAGGCCGUCCGACCACGACCCCAACAGACACUGCGUCGGACCCUCCUGUAGCGACCUCAACACCCCCAUCCAGCCCGCCGAGCAUUACUCCCACCAGCACUCCGCCUACGGUUACCUCCAUUACUGCGACCGUCAUAUCAACAUCAGCUUCCAGUAUCGCGUCUUCCACAUCGUCUAGUCUGCGAAGCACAACCAGCUCGUCCGCGCAGGCGAGUGUCACUGUCAUCAACUCAACCCGCUCAACGACUGUCACCUCCUCCGCUGCACCAGGGCCUACUCCUCAAACUGAUGCCCAAAAAAAAGAAGCAACGAAGAGGACAGUGUACGUUACAGGCGCCAUCUUUGGUGCCGCUGGCGGUGCUAUUCUCGCAGCAAUGGUGGGCAUCUAUAUCUUCCGCAAAGUGACACUCCGUCCAUCUGGGAACUUCCGCGACCGUAUGGCAAAGAGAGAUGGAGCCGACGGGGGUCUUGGCGUUUCCGGCGGCGCUGGACUCCAAAGACUCGACUCAGUCAGCACAGAAUCAAAUUAUGUGCCUGCAGACGGAAGGCAAAAGUUCCUGAUGGAUUUGCAAGGCGCCUCCCGCGCGCCUUCCCCAGGCCCGAUGUAUGCCUCCGACUACGCUCGAAGUGACUACGGCGGCACAAGGAGCGAGUCCGGAGGGGCGAGAAGCGAUUACGGCGGCGGCGCAGUAUAUCCUAAUGGCGCGCCGGUCAUGUAUGCCACCUACCCAACCAUGAGUGCUACAUCCGAUUACGGCGGCGCACGGAGCGAAUACGGAGGCCCAAGGAGCGAAUACGGACAUCCGGCGGACUACAACGGAUAUGCCCCAUCGGAGUAUGCGCAUUAUCCACCCCCGCCAGUAGUGGUAGGCGAGUAUGGUGCCCAGCAAUACUCUCGAUCUCAACAGAAUGGUGGAUAUUAGGGGCCGUCGAGACCCCUAUACCAUCUCCACAAGACUUUUAAGUUGCGGCGUACGCAUGGCUGUUGUAUAUAUGAAGCAAAUGAGCUCCCAGCCCCCCUUUUCCCAAAGCUCUUGGACAAGGACGAAAUACGGUGUAUUAAUGUAGAUGCUGUAUAGAACUGGAACUUUCACUGUUGGGUGCUGGACACUAUUUUUCCGUCUCGUUGCUUGCCAUUUGUUUUAUCAUU
Fimicolochytrium jonesii is the source of this 1459-nucleotide messenger RNA. RefSeq lists its product as uncharacterized. The coding region runs from base 144 to 1232 and encodes 362 amino acids. The transcript has 2 exons. NCBI's taxonomy places the organism in Eukaryota, Fungi, Chytridiomycota, Chytridiomycetes, Spizellomycetales, Powellomycetaceae. The record is from RefSeq and is a predicted model, not a curated record.